AUGUCCUGCAUUAUUUGUGAGCUAAGUCGUGGCCUGGUAUGCCCCGUAUACUGGAAGGACAGUCGCGACAUGGCACAUGGUACGAACCUGCGUUUUGGGGCCUAUGCCUGGAUAACACGUACACUAGCGGAUUUCCGAAACCUGGUUAACGACACUAUCCCCGAAUUGGAAUUCACGAGGGAAGAAGAGAAGGCUGAAUAG
Dibothriocephalus latus is the source of this 201-nucleotide messenger RNA. The record is from the annotation of a GenBank genome assembly. NCBI's taxonomy places the organism in Eukaryota, Metazoa, Platyhelminthes, Cestoda, Diphyllobothriidea, Diphyllobothriidae.